GCACCACCAGUCCCGGGCUCAGUAUGUGGCGCUUCUCCUGCGCCCUCUGUCUGCACACUGCAAAGAGGAGCAAGUCCUUAGGCCUUUGGAGCAGGCCUGCCGCCUUCAUGUCCACUCUGCUGAUCAAUGAGCCCCAGUAUGUUUGGCUGAAAGAGCUGGGGCUCCGCGAGGAAAACGAGGGCGUGUAUAAUGGAAGCUGGGGAGGCCGGGGAGAGGUGGUUACAACCUAUUGUCCUGCUAACAAUGAGCCAAUAGCAAGAGUCCGACAGGCCAGCAUAGCAGACUAUGAAGAAACUGUAAAGAAAGCAAGAGAAGCAUGGAAAAUAUGGGCGGAUAUUCCUGCUCCAAAGCGAGGUGAAGUAGUAAGACAGAUUGGUGAUGCCUUACGGGAGAAGAUCCAAGUGCUAGGAAGCUUGGUGUCUCUGGAGAUGGGAAAAAUCUUAGUAGAAGGUGUGGGAGAAGUUCAAGAGUAUGUGGAUAUUUGUGAUUAUGCUGUUGGCUUAUCGCGGAUGAUUGGGGGACCCAUCUUGCCUUCUGAAAGACCUGGCCAUGCCCUCAUUGAGCAGUGGAAUCCUGUAGGCCUGGUUGGGAUCAUCACUGCUUUCAACUUCCCCGUGGCAGUGUAUGGCUGGAACAAUGCCAUCGCGAUGAUCUGUGGGAAUGUCUGCCUUUGUGACAAGAAUUACGUUGGUCAGGCUGUGUGCGCUUCAUCCACAUUUGGUGCUUCCUUUCCCAUCACCAAAAAUAAUAAGUGUCUACUGUCUCGAGAGUGCAUCCCCCUCUCCCCUCCCACACAUCCCUGGAAAGGCGCUCCAACAACUUCCCUCAUUAGUGUAGCUGUCACAAAGAUAAUAGCCAAAGUUCUGGAGGACAACAAACUGCCUGGUGCAAUUUGUUCCCUGACUUGUGGUGGAGCAGACAUUGGCACAGCAAUGGCCAAAGAUGAGCGGGUGAACCUGCUGUCCUUCACUGGGAGCACUCAGGUGGGAAAACAAGUGGCCCUUAUGGUACAGGAGAGGUUUGGGAGAAGUUUGUUAGAACUUGGAGGAAACAAUGCCAUAAUUGCUUUUGAGGAUGCAGACCUCAGCUUAGUCGUUCCAUCAGCUCUCUUUGCAGCCGUGGGGACAGCUGGCCAGAGGUGUACAACUGCGAGGCGACUGUUUUUACAUGAAAGCAUCCAUGAUGAAGUUGUAAAUAAACUUAAAAAGGCCUACGCACAGAUCUGUGUCGGGAACCCAUGGGACUCUAAUGUUCUCUAUGGGCCACUCCACACAAAGCAGGCAGUGAACAUGUUCCUUGGUGCGGUGGAAGAAGCAAAGAAAGAAGGUGGCACAGUGGUCUAUGGUGGCAAGGUCAUGGAUCGUCCUGGGAACUAUGUAGAACCGACGAUUGUGACAGGCCUUGCCCAUGAUGCAUCCAUUGUGCACACAGAGACUUUUGCUCCAAUUCUUUAUGUCUUUAAAUUUAAGAAUGAAGACGAGGUCUUUGCAUGGAAUAAUGAAGUAAAACAGGGACUUUCAAGUAGUAUAUUUACCAGGGAUUUGGGAAGAAUCUUCCGCUGGCUUGGACCUAAAGGAUCAGACUGUGGCAUCGUCAACGUCAAUAUUCCAACGAGUGGGGCUGAGAUCGGAGGUGCAUUUGGAGGUGAAAAACAUACUGGUGGUGGCAGGGAGUCUGGCAGUGAUGCCUGGAAACAGUACAUGAGAAGAUCUACUUGUACCAUCAACUACAGCAAGGACCUUCCUCUGGCCCAAGGAAUCAAGUUUCAGUAAAGCUGUUUUGAAUUCACAUUACUUCAAGACGUUCAGGCAUUCCUGCAGUUCUUCUGAAGAAGACAAGAAAAAUUAAUAUGUACCCUGAGUAAAUGCAUCAUUUUGAAUAUGUCAGUGGUAAUCCUUUAUGCCACUGAGGCCCUGACUAAAUCAAGAGACUCAUUUUGGAAAAAGAAAUAAAGUUGGCGUAACAGUGUAUUUAGUAAAAAAAAAAAAAAGGAUAGUAUGGAUUUUUAUAUCAUUAGUUAUUGUUGUU
Messenger RNA from Loxodonta africana (African savanna elephant), 2028 nucleotides. RefSeq names its product aldehyde dehydrogenase 7 family member A1 (gene ALDH7A1). The transcript is spliced from 19 exons. NCBI's taxonomy places the organism in Eukaryota, Metazoa, Chordata, Mammalia, Proboscidea, Elephantidae. Gene Ontology annotation, molecular function: aldehyde dehydrogenase (NAD+) activity. Bases 24 to 1772 code for a protein of 582 amino acids. The record is from RefSeq and is a predicted model, not a curated record.